UCUCUCUCUCUCUCUCUCUCUCUUUCGGGGUCUUCCUGCGGAUGGCGGCUGCUCUCCCGGAGGAGGAGGAGGACGGGGAGCUGCUGCUGCUCCCCUUCCGGAUACUGGCCGACGCCGAGGCGGCGGAGAGCUCCUCCUCCUCCUCCUCCAACCCGACGGACGCCGUCCUCUUCGUCGGGGUCUGCCUCGUGCUCGGGAUCGCCUGCCGCCACCUCCUCCGCGGCACGCGCGUGCCUUACACCGUCGCUCUCCUCGUCCUCGGCAUUGCUCUCGGAUCCAUCGAGUAUGGUACGCAUCAUCACUUGGGGAAGAUAGGGGAUGGCAUUCGUCUUUGGGCAGGUAUUGAUCCUGACCUUCUCUUGGCUGUUUUUCUGCCGGCCCUUCUUUUCGAAAGUUCAUUUUCAAUGGAAAUACAUCAAAUAAAGAGGUGUAUAAUGCAAAUGAUUUUGCUAGCGGGUCCUGGUGUUCUCAUAUCAACUUUCUGUCUUGGGUCUGCCCUGAAGCUCACUUUCCCAUACGACUGGAAUUGGAAAACUUGUCUGCUGCUUGGGGGACUUCUGAGUGCUACUGAUCCAGUUGCUGUAGUUGCUCUGUUGAAAGAGCUUGGUGCUAGCAAAAAACUAAGUACCAUAAUUGAGGGAGAGUCCUUGAUGAAUGAUGGGACAGCGAUCGUGGUUUAUCAGCUAUUUUUUAAGAUGGUUCUUGGCAAGAGUUUUAACUGGGCAUCCAUACUAAAGUUUCUAACUGAAGUCUCACUUGGCGCUGUAUGCAUAGGUCUUGCCUUUGGAAUAAUUUCUGUGUUAUGGCUCGGGUUUAUUUUCAACGAUACAGUGAUAGAAAUUACUUUGACGCUGGCUGUGAGCUACAUCGCUUACUUCACGGCUCAAGAGGGCAUCGAUGUUUCUGGUGUUUUGACAGUGAUGACUCUAGGAAUGUUCUAUGCUGCAGUUGCUAAAACAGCCUUUAAGGGUGACGGUCAAGAAAGUUUACAUCACUUUUGGGAGAUGGUUGCUUACAUUGCCAAUACAUUGAUUUUUAUCUUAAGUGGAGUUGUAAUUGCUGAAGGUGUUCUCAGUGGUGGAGAGAUUUUUGAACAUGGAACUUCAUGGGCAUACCUCAUUCUUCUUUAUGUUUUUGUACAAGCAUCACGUCUUGUAGUUGUCACAGUCUUAUUUCCAUUUCUGCGUUACUUUGGCUAUGGUUUGGACUGGAAAGAAGCCACUAUUCUCACUUGGUCUGGAUUGCGUGGGGCUGUUGCCUUGUCUCUCUCCCUUUCAGUUAAGGGCUCUAGUGGCAGCUCAGCAUCUCUCAGUACUAAAACAGGGACUCUGUUUGUCUUUUUCACUGGUGGAAUUGUCUUCUUAACUCUUAUUGUAAAUGGAUCAACAACACAGUUUGUUUUGCAUCUUCUUGGCAUGGACAAGCUAUCAUCGGCUAAGAGACGCAUAUUGGAGUACACAAAGUAUGAAAUGCUGAACAAAGCCUUGGAGGCUUUUGGUGAUCUUGGAGACGAUGAAGAACUAGGACCUGCUGACUGGCCUACUGUGAAAAGAUAUAUUACGAGCCUAAGUAACUUGGAAGGGGAACAAGUGCACCCUCAUACUGCGUCUGAAAGUGAUGCGGAUCUUGACCCUCUGAAUUUGAAAGACAUACGAAUUCGUCUCUUGAAUGGUGUCCAAGCUGCUUACUGGGGUAUGUUAGAUGAAGGAAGGAUCACACAAACUACUGCAAACAUAAUGAUGCAGUCAGUGGAUGAAGCAAUUGAUAUGGUCUCUCACGAGCCUCUGUGUGAUUGGAAAGGCUUAAAGUCCCAUGUUCAUUUCCCAAAUUACUACAGAUUUCUUCAAAGCAUCUGUCCACCGAAAUUGGUUACAUACUUCACUGUGGAAAGGUUGGAGUCUGCAUGUUAUAUUUGUGCGGCCUUUCUUCGUGCCCAUAGAAUUGCGCGUCGACAACUACAUGACUUUAUAGGUGAUAGUGAUGUGGCUUCUACUGUCAUCAGUGAAAGCGAGGCAGAAGGAGAAGAAGCCAAAAAUUUUCUGGAAGAUGUCCGUGUAACAUUUCCUCAGGUUCUCCGUGUGGUUAAAACGAGACAGGUUACUUAUUCCGUGCUGAAUCAUUUGAUUGAUUAUGUCCAAAAUCUUGAGAAGGUUGGGUUAUUGGAAGAGAAAGAGAUGCUUCAUCUCCAUGAUGCAGUGCAGACCGACUUGAAGAAACUUCUGAGAAAUCCUCCUUUAGUUAAGAUGCCCAAAACAGGUGAUUUAGUUAGCGUGCAUCCCUUGCUGGGUGCCCUUCCUUCUGCAGUCAGUGAACCACUCAAAGGCUCAACCAAGGAGACAAUAAAACUACGUGGUGUGACGCUAUACAGAGAGGGCUCCAAGCCAAAUGGUAUUUGGCUUAUAUCUAAUGGGGUAGUCAAGUGGAGUAGUAAGAGUAUAAGAAACAAGCACUCAUUGCAUCCAACUUUUACAUAUGGUAGUACGCUGGGCCUGUAUGAAGUGUUGAGUGGGAAACCAUGUAUCUGUGACAUGAUUACAGAUUCUGUUGUUCUUUGUUUCUUUCUGGAGUCUGAAAAGAUACUUUCGGUGCUUCGGUCAGAUCCUUCAGUAGAAGAUUUCCUCUGGCAGGAAAGUGCUAUCAUUCUUGCAAAGCUCUUGCUUCCUCAAGUAUUUGAGAAAAUGGCAAUGCAAGAACUGAGAGCUCUUGUUGCCGAAAGGUCAGAAAUGACAAUAUACAUUAGAGGAGAAACUAUAGAACUACCUCAACAUUCCAUUGGAUUUUUGUUAGAAGGAUUUAUAAAAACACAAGGUGUUGAGGAAGAACUGAUUACAUCGCCAGCGGCGCUAUGGCCUUCGCAUGGGAAUUCAAGUUUUCGAAGUCCAGAUACAUCAGGAAUUAGGACGGUCAGUUUCUCCCAUCAAGGAUCUUCGUAUCUCGUGGAGACUAGAGCUAGGGUUAUUAUUUUUGAUGUUGCUGCAUUUGAAGCCGACAGUGCUCUUCCAAGAUCAUCUACAUUGGUUCCUCAUUCGGUAGAUCACCCCCUCAGAACCCACAGUCGAGAACAUGGCGGUCUUAUGAGCUGGCCAAAACAUUUCUACAAGGCUAGGCAACAUGGGCAGAGCCAUGAAGAAAAUAAUCACCAAGCAAACAGUAUGUCUGCCAGAGCAAUGCAGCUGAGCGUCUAUGGCAGUAUGGUGGAUGUUCGUGUCCGAAAUCGAAGCUUCGUCAGACCAAGCCAGCCAAAGACUUCACAUAGCCAGUCGUACCCAAGGAUUCCUUUGAACCACAAUCGACCGCUUAUCUCAGUCAAAUCUGAAGGGGCCGCUACUGCAGGGAAGAGCCUCGAGGUGAGGAAGUUCACUAGACCAGCUCCUCAACCUCAGAUGCAGAGCACAGACACGUUGGAAACUCAUGCGGAUGACUCCAGCGAUGACGAAUACGGAGCCGAAGAAGUCAUCGUGAGAAUCGAUUCGCCCAGUCGACUUUCAUUCCGCCAAGCUUCUUGAAAGAGGAAAGGAAGUUCCUUUUCGACAUCGUAAUCAACGUUUGUAAACAAUUGCUUCCAUUGUCUAGUGCAUGUAAAUUUUGUCGCGCCAA
Syzygium oleosum is the source of this 3597-nucleotide messenger RNA. Its product is annotated as sodium/hydrogen exchanger 7-like. Gene Ontology annotation, biological process: proton transmembrane transport. Gene Ontology annotation, molecular function: sodium:proton antiporter activity. Lineage: Eukaryota; Viridiplantae; Streptophyta; Magnoliopsida; Myrtales; Myrtaceae. The transcript has 23 exons. The record is from RefSeq and is a predicted model, not a curated record. The coding region runs from base 42 to 3506 and encodes 1154 amino acids. Gene Ontology annotation, cellular component: membrane; chloroplast envelope.